AUGUAUUCACUUUUGAAAUGUUCAUUUGUCCAUGCAAAAGUGUGGAUGCAUAUGGCCUCGAACAAACGAUUGAGGACUACCCGAUCUGUGCAGCCUAUGGAGGCCCCUACACAACAUGAUUCCAUAGGCGAUGGACCUUCACUCCAAGGAGCUACUAGUAACGAUGAUUUAGGGGCUUUUCUCCCUAAUGAGGAUCCUAAGCAGACAAUUCCCACGCCUGGGGAGAGAAGGCGUGGUGUUACCCGCAUGCCAGGCAUAUGGAAUUUAUCGGAGGAUGAAAAAGUAAUAAUUGAAUUUAAUGCCUUGGGUCAGCCAAUUUGCGAUCAAGGCGGGAAGUUCAGUACUUUCGCUGGCACACUUGUUAAGGAUAAAAACAUUAUGCCUAUAGAUGUUGCGAAUUGGAAGAAAGUUCCUAAUAGACACAAGGCGGAUGCGUGGAACUUAAUACAAAAAAAGUUCUUCAUACCAGAACGCCAAGCUUCGAAAAUCAAGAAGUGGGUAUUGCAAAAUAUAGGAAAGCAAUUGCGAGAGUACCGGAAUGCAUUAAAGACUACUCACUUCAGCAAUUCAUUAACUGCUGCAGAAAUUGUGGCGAGUGUUGACUCAACCAAAAUUAAUAUCAUGCAAUUUGCGAAUCUUGUAAACUACUGGAAAGAUGGAAAAGUUCAGGAGAAGGCGCAAGUUGCUAAGGUGAGCCGAUCAAAGCAAGAAAUCCAGCACGCAUCAAGGGCAAAAAGCUUUGCUCGACGCGCCAACGAAAUGAGGAAAUCUACUGGGGCUAUACCAACCAGACCCGCAGUCUUUGUUGACACACAUAAGCAUAAUGAUGGCAUGCAUGUGAACGAUAAGACAAAACGAAUUGUUUCUAAAGUUGAGGAAAGCAUAAUGCAGGAGCCUCCAAACUCGCAAGAGGGUACCCAAGUAGGCAGCAUGAUGUACCAUCAAAAUGAUGCCUACUCAAAAUCUUUGGGUAAGGAACGUCAUGGUCGCGUGCGUGGGUUUGGACUAGGGAUUACCCUUUCAUCCCUUCCAGGUCAUGGUAGUUCACAAUCUAUUGCCAAUGCUUCUACACCAGAAGAUGCACAAGAACUUGCGGCACUAAGAUUAGAGGUAGCAGAGUUGAGGCGACAACGAGAGGUUAAAUUAUAA
Corylus avellana is the source of this 1149-nucleotide messenger RNA. The record is from RefSeq and is a predicted model, not a curated record. NCBI's taxonomy places the organism in Eukaryota, Viridiplantae, Streptophyta, Magnoliopsida, Fagales, Betulaceae.